This is a messenger RNA of Prunus dulcis (almond), 635 nucleotides long. RefSeq lists its product as uncharacterized. Bases 18 to 635 code for a protein of 205 amino acids. NCBI's taxonomy places the organism in Eukaryota, Viridiplantae, Streptophyta, Magnoliopsida, Rosales, Rosaceae. The record is from RefSeq and is a predicted model, not a curated record. The transcript has 3 exons.
CGUGCUUGUACAGAUCGAUGGAUUCUUGUUCGAGGGGCAGGUCAGCAAGCAUGGGCGGGUAUUGGAGGGCAUGGGAGGUAUGGGCUUGUGAGUAUCUAAAGCCAUUUGCUUUAUCAAGCCCAAGUGGGAGUGUGAACACGUGGCCCCGAACUUUGAGGUGGGUUGGUGCAAAAUCAAAACGCGACUUGCAGCAUCACUUGGAACCUUUUAGAGUGAUGAUGCGACAUCUAACCACUGAUCAGGUAAAUUGGAACCCUUGGGGGACCAAUGACUCCGAGCUGCCGGAAGAAGUACAAAAAACCGUGCCGGCAACUCGGAAACGAAUCCUCCUUGAGGGACCAGCUGGUUCAGCAUGGUUUUUGGGCGAGCGCGUAACAAUGCAAAGUUUAGGCACCCCAUCACCUCAAGUACCCAAAAUUCCACCGAGGACAAUGCUUGCCGAUUAUAAGCUCACUAAUGAGUCAGAAGUGGAGGAAGCAGUAAAUGGGUAUCCAGCUUCCGAAUGGGUUGCUCCUCGUUCAUCCGACUAUGCUGACUACAGAGAUGAGUACAUACGUUACCGCCACUACGACGACUUGCGUGAUGCGGUACGUUCUACACUAAACACGUAUUCUUUACUGACACAUGCAGCAUGA